AUGUGCGUCUUUCAGACCGUCCGACGCCUCGCCUUGGGUGGUCCCCCAAGGCGUCUGGCCACCCUCGAAAUUCGACGCACCAUUGCAGGCAGACCAUCUACCUAUGAUUUCCUAGUGGUGAUACCUGACAAACCAGAUGCUCGAGCCCGCCGACUCGAGGCCAGAAGUCGUCAUUUCGAGGAGCUGAAGCCCGGGAUUGAGGCGGGCAAAUACAAGAUGGGCGGGGCACUACUUCGCAGUGUGCCCAAGGAUGACCAAGUGUCAAGCCUCGAUUUUGUGGGCAGCACGCUUGUCGUGAGCGCCACAUCAGAGGAGGAGGUACUGGAGGGGCUGAAGAAGGAUGCUUACAGCCAGCACGAUGUGUGGGACUUUGAGAAGAUCCAAAUCUACCCCUUCAAGCCUGCAUUUUAA
Molecule: messenger RNA, 411 nt
Organism: Clonostachys solani
Lineage: Eukaryota; Fungi; Ascomycota; Sordariomycetes; Hypocreales; Bionectriaceae
Source: the annotation of a GenBank genome assembly